AUGGCGGAGGCUGAGGAGGACUACUCGCAGCUACCGCUGCCAGACAGGUUUAUUCACAAGCUAUGGAAGGUCCGCAAGGAAGGAUAUGAGGCGGCCGCCCAGGUCUUCGAGAAGACCCCCGAUGAGUCCGACCCUGCUUUCAGACCCUUUAUUCAAGAUGCUGGUCUGUGGAAAGGCGCCGCUGCAGAUUCCAACGUGGCGGCUCAGCAAGAAGGUCUAGGUGCGCUCUGCGCUUUCUUGAAAUAUGGCGGUCAUCAAGCCGCCUCACGUUCGAGACCGCACACUAUCCAACCCAUAUACGAGAAAGGCCUGUCGUCAACAAGACCCGCUGCCAAAGCCAAUGCGCUCGAAGCACUACUUCUCUACGUCGAGAUCGAUAAGCCAGAUUUGGUCAUCGAGGACUUACUACCAGCCCUAGCCCACAAACAACCCAAAGUAAUUGCCGCGACUUUGGCUGCCAUCACCGCGAUCUUCCAUAACUUUGGUGUUAAAAUCGCGCAACCGAAUCCGGUCCUGAAACUAUUGCCCAAAGUCUUCGGUCAUGCAGACAAGAACGUCCGCGCCGAGGCUCAAAAUCUCACAGUUGAGCUGUAUCGCUGGCUAAAAGAUGCAAUGAAGGCCAUCUUCUGGAAUGACCUAAAACCUGUACAGCAAGGUGAUCUGGAGAAGCUGUUCGAGAAAGUCAAAGAGGAAUCCCCUCCCAAGCAGGAGCGCUUCACUCGCGCCCAACAGGCUCAAAUGGCUACUGCUUCGGCCAAUACCGGAAACGAUGUUGGUGGCGAAGGCGUAGAGGUUGAAGCAGAGGAAGAAGAGGCCGUCGAGGUCGACGCGUUCGAUCUCGCAGAACCGCAAGACUGCUUAGCCAAAGUUCCAGCGGAUUUUAACGAGAUGAUCAACUCUUCUAAAUGGAAGGAGCGAAAAGAGACCCUGGACGCCCUCUUCAACGUCAUCAACGUACCAAGAAUAAAAGGUGGUCACUGGGACGACGUUAUUCGAGCACUGACCAAGUCAAUGAAAGACGCUAACGUUGCUGUCGUUACCGUCGCGGCAAACUGCGUUGAAAAACUAGCCUUCGGGAUGCGGAAAGACUUUGGCCGUUAUCGAUCGACCAUUAUGGGUCCAGUGAUGGAGCGCCUGAAGGAAAAGAAGCAAGCCGUCACAGAUGCUCUCGGAGCUGCUCUUGAUGGUGUCUUCUCUGCAACAUCUCUGACUGAGUGCCUAGAGGAGAUACUCGGCUUCUUGGCCCACAAGAAUCCCAAUGUCAAAGGUGAGACGAUCAAAUUUCUCGUCCGAUGUCUACGAAAUACAAGAGUGGUCCCGUCGAAAGACGAACAGAAAUCUAUUGCGGGAGCCGGUACGAAACUUCUGACAGAGUCUACCGAGGCCAUGCGAGCAGGCGGUGCUGAGAUCCUAGGAACUCUGAUGAAGAUCAUUGGAGAACGACCCAUGGUUCAGUAUAUUGAUAACCUGGAUGACAUUCGCAAGACCAAGAUCAAGGAGUACUUUGACACUGCCGAGGUCAAGGCAAAGGAGAAGCCGAAGCCAGCCCCCGCUCCAGCCAAAUCCGCUUCUGCUGUUGGCAGGAAGGUCGUCGGCGGCUCGAAAAAGCCAGCGGUCAAGAAAGCAGCUGCUGCCGCUCCUCCAGCGGAAGAACCGGCUCCUCCAGCGAAACCCACGGCGAAAGCUCUGCCAAAACCGGGCGGCGUGCCGAAGCCGGGUCUUGCUGCACCAUCGGGCCUAAAGCUGAGUGGCCUCAAAAGGCCAAAUAUGGCCAGCCCCCAGCAGCGUCGGGUCAUUUCGCCUCCUGUGAGCCAGGAUGGCGAAGAUGAAGUUCCAGCUGCCUCGCCGUCGAAGUUUGGAAUGGGCCGUGGUCUUGCCGGUCGUCCUCUAUCGCGACCCGCGGCCAUGCCCAUGUCACCGCCGCAAGCUCCUGCUGCUAUCGGGAUGUCAGCCAUUGAACGCGCCGAGUUGGAAGAACUUCGCGCAGAGAAGGAACGCCUCAGUGCCGUGGCCGAUAACCUAAGAAGCAGCAACGCGAAACUCAACGCCGAAAUCUCCGAACUCCAGAAUCAGAAUGCUCAGCUAAUUGAGGACCACACUCGUGACGUCUUGCAGAUCAAAGCGAAGGAAACACAACUCACUCGCGCCCGUGGUGAGUGCGAUGUUCUUCGUACUGAGAUGGAGUCUCUGAAGAAAGAGUCUGAGCGCUACAAGCGCGAGGUAUCUCGUCUGGGGCGAGAAAGCAUAGGCCGCGAGCGGGAAGACAUCAUGCGUGGUCGACCCCUGGAUGAUGAGGGUGCCAAUGGUAUCCACGACGACAACUCGUCACGCUUUGCUGCCAAUGGUCGAGUCGAUGCGAGGCCUGACAGUCGGUCUUUUGGCCUUCAAAGAACCGAUUCUGCUGCUAGCGGCACGAGUAGACCAGGCAGCGUCAAACCCCGGCCAAUGUCUGGCUUCACAAACAACAGUCUCAGCCCAAGUGAUGAGAAGGAGAACAAUGGCUUUGAAAGCACGUUAAUGUCACGGCGGAAAAUCAGCCCUCCUGUGGGAAGUGGCAACAUGAGUCCCGUCCGUCCAAAUGCAAAUGAAGCAGGAGGUGCAGGUCAAACUGAGAAUUGGAAGCGUGCCGCCGAGGUGACGAGCCAGUUGAAGGCAAGGAUUGAAGCUAUGAAGGUAAGGUGUCUCCGAAUCCGGUGA
Messenger RNA from Cyphellophora europaea CBS 101466, 2697 nucleotides. RefSeq lists its product as uncharacterized. Gene Ontology annotation, molecular function: microtubule plus end polymerase activity; microtubule plus-end binding. Gene Ontology annotation, cellular component: kinetochore; spindle pole body; microtubule plus-end. NCBI's taxonomy places the organism in Eukaryota, Fungi, Ascomycota, Eurotiomycetes, Chaetothyriales, Cyphellophoraceae. The coding region runs from base 1 to 2697 and encodes 898 amino acids. Gene Ontology annotation, biological process: microtubule polymerization; mitotic spindle organization; establishment or maintenance of microtubule cytoskeleton polarity. The record is from RefSeq and is a predicted model, not a curated record. The transcript has a single exon.